Messenger RNA from Aspergillus vadensis CBS 113365, 1669 nucleotides. It is a transcript of the gene sakA, whose product is annotated as mitogen-activated protein kinase HOG1. Gene Ontology annotation, molecular function: MAP kinase activity; ATP binding. The coding region runs from base 464 to 1669 and encodes 401 amino acids. The transcript is spliced from 9 exons. NCBI's taxonomy places the organism in Eukaryota, Fungi, Ascomycota, Eurotiomycetes, Eurotiales, Aspergillaceae. The record is from RefSeq and is a predicted model, not a curated record. Gene Ontology annotation, cellular component: nucleus; cytoplasm. Gene Ontology annotation, biological process: osmosensory signaling pathway; protein phosphorylation; cellular response to oxidative stress.
GUAAGUUGUGCCCACACCCAGCCGGACCUUUCUGCGAUACCCUGCUUCCGUCGCGGACGUCAUCGGUCUUGUUUUGGGCGUUCCGGAGCACUGAGAACUCAACGGACUAGUAGGAAUUACUAGAGAGAGACUCGUUUUCCCCACACACACCCUGCUGGGCGCCACCUACGGUCUUUUGCUGCCUCUUUCUCUCUCCAACACCAACAACCAGUUGUACCUCGUUCCUACUUACAUCCCGCAUUUUUAUUCUUGCUCUUGUCGUUGUUCACUUUAGCCUCUCCUGCUACUGCUUCUUAUUUUCUUUACCCCUCCAACUCUACCCUCCUCUCCCACCUCACUCUUCCUCGAUCUCUUGUCUCUUUUGGCUUCUACUCUUAAUCCCCAGAUCUCCUGAGAACGAGCUCCGAGGCUCCCACUUUUCCCCCCCUCCUUGAGUGCGGUGUACCGUCAUCCUUACUCAAAAAUGGCGGAAUUCGUGCGUGCCCAAAUCUUCGGCACCACCUUCGAAAUUACAAGCAGGUACACAGACCUGCAGCCCGUGGGAAUGGGCGCUUUUGGUCUCGUCUGUUCUGCGAGGGAUCAAUUGACAGCACAGCCGGUCGCAGUCAAGAAGAUUAUGAAGCCGUUCAGCACACCAGUUCUGUCCAAGAGAACGUACCGCGAGUUGAAGCUGUUGAAGCAUCUACGACACGAAAAUAUAAUCAGUCUCAGUGAUAUUUUCAUUUCUCCGCUCGAGGAUAUCUAUUUCGUCACGGAACUCCUGGGAACCGACCUCCAUAGACUCCUCACCUCCCGUCCUCUGGAAAAGCAGUUCAUUCAGUAUUUCCUCUACCAAAUUUUGCGAGGACUGAAAUAUGUCCACUCGGCCGGUGUUGUCCAUCGCGAUCUUAAGCCGAGCAACAUCCUCAUCAACGAGAACUGCGACUUGAAGAUUUGCGACUUCGGUCUUGCCCGUAUUCAAGACCCCCAGAUGACAGGCUAUGUCUCGACCCGGUAUUAUCGCGCUCCCGAGAUCAUGCUCACAUGGCAAAAAUACGACGUGGAAGUGGAUAUCUGGAGUGCAGCCUGCAUCUUUGCGGAAAUGCUGGAGGGAAAGCCACUGUUCCCAGGAAAGGAUCAUGUCAACCAAUUUUCGAUUAUUACAGAGCUUUUGGGCACCCCGCCGGACGACGUUAUUCAGACCAUCUGCAGUGAGAACACUCUGCGAUUCGUCAAGUCGCUGCCUAAACGCGAACGUCAACCUCUGGCUAGCAAGUUCAAGAAUGCCGACCCAGAUGCUGUUGAUCUCCUCGAACGAAUGCUAGUUUUUGACCCCAAGAAGCGAAUCCGUGCAGGCGAAGCGCUUGCGCAUGAGUAUCUCGCACCUUACCACGAUCCCACCGACGAACCUGUGGCCGAAGAGAAGUUCGAUUGGUCCUUCAACGACGCCGACCUGCCGGUGGACACCUGGAAGAUUAUGAUAUUCUUGACUUCCACAAUAUUGACCAGGCCAACGAUGCUGGCCAAGUGCUCGUUGAAGGAGCAGUCGCCGAUGGACAGCAGGCCUUCGCAUGAGGAGGUUCCACAAUAUAAUGCCAUGGACAAGGCGCAGGCAGCGAUGCGAUAUGAUUAUGACGUCGUCAAUUCCUUCGAUUUAUCUUGGUAUGUAGACUGGAAGCGGGGACUGUGA